Messenger RNA from Danaus plexippus (monarch butterfly), 2094 nucleotides. It is a transcript of the gene rdx, whose product is annotated as protein roadkill. Lineage: Eukaryota; Metazoa; Arthropoda; Insecta; Lepidoptera; Nymphalidae. The coding region runs from base 207 to 1481 and encodes 424 amino acids. Gene Ontology annotation, cellular component: cytoplasm; nucleus. The transcript has 8 exons. Gene Ontology annotation, molecular function: ubiquitin protein ligase binding. The record is from RefSeq and is a predicted model, not a curated record. Gene Ontology annotation, biological process: regulation of proteolysis; proteasome-mediated ubiquitin-dependent protein catabolic process.
CGUCAGCCGUCAGUCGCCCCUCGCACGUCGAGCGAGCAGCACGUAUCGUGGGCAAAGAUAUACAGCAAACAUGCGGUGAAGUGAAAUUGUCAAACGUGCUAUACAUAAGUGGUACUGAGCCGUUGUCCUGCUGGUGGGAAUUUUUUUUUUUGGUUGUGAGGGACAGUGUGGAUCAUUCCGGUGAAGUUGGAUUGUAUACGAUCAUAAUGGCCUUAGCUAGGUAUAAUCAGCAAACCGCGCGCUCCUCUUGGUUGAAGCUCGGGUCGGGCAGCGAGUGCGGCGGCGGGGGCUCCGGCGGCGGCGCGCCCGCUCCGCAGUCGGCGCGCGUGUCCUCCAACGGCGCUGGCGGGAUGGCCGUCAGCCGGGUGCCAAGCCCGCUGCACGACGGGAACACGCCCGUCGCCGAGAACUGGUGCUUUACACAGGUUAAGGUAGUGAAGUUUAGUUACAUGUGGACAAUAAAUAAUUUUAGUUUCUGUAGGGAAGAGAUGGGCGAGGUGUUAAAGUCAUCGACAUUCUCAGCCGGUGCUAGUGACAAGUUAAAGUGGUGCCUCCGCGUCAACCCUAAGGGACUGGACGAGGAGAGCAAAGACUAUUUAUCGUUAUAUUUAUUAUUAGUGUCGUGUAAUAAAUCAGAAGUGCGUGCUAAGUUUAAGUUCUCCAUAUUGAACGCGAAACGUGAAGAGACAAAGGCCAUGGAAUCACAGCGUGCCUACAGAUUCGUACAGGGCAAGGAUUGGGGGUUCAAGAAGUUUAUUAGGAGAGAUUUCCUACUAGACGAAGCCAAUGGUCUCUUACCAGAAGACAAACUGACUAUAUUCUGCGAGGUAUCCGUGGUGGCGGACAGUAUCAACAUCAGUGGACAGAGCAACGUGGUACAGUUCAAAGUACCUGAAUGCAGGUUAUCCGACGACCUCGGGGCGUUGUUUGACAACGAGAGGUUCUCGGACGUGACGCUGGCGGUCGGCGGCAGGGAGUUCCAGGCGCACAAAGCUAUAUUGGCCGCGAGGAGUCCAGUGUUCGCAGCCAUGUUUGAACACGAAAUGGAAGAGAGGAAACGGAACAGGGUCGACAUCACGGACGUAGAUCACGAGGUGCUCAGAGAGAUGCUGCGGUUCAUAUACACGGACAGGGCGCCCAAUCUGGAGAAGAUGGCCGACGACCUGCUGGCCGCCGCGGAUAAGUACGCCCUGGACCGCCUGAAGGUGAUGUGCGAGGAGGCGCUGUGCCUGUCGCUGUCCGUGGACACGGCCGCGGACACCCUCAUCCUGGCCGACCUGCACUCCGCGGACCAGCUCAAGGCGCAGACCAUAGACUUCAUUAACACAAGUCACGCCACAGACGUGAUGGACACGGCCGGUUGGAAGAACAUGAUCUCGUCCCACCCGCACCUCAUAGCGGAGGCCUUCAGGGCGCUGGCCACCCAGCAGCAACAGAUCCCGCCCAUAGGCCCUCCGCGCAAGAGGGUCAAGCAGGCCUAGGCCGGGCCCCCGCCCCCGACACUACCAAAGACGCCGCGGGCCCCGCAGGCCCCGGCCCCGCAGGCCCCCCGUUGAUCUCAGCCGCGCCCCCCCUAGCCGUUAUAGUUGUCAGUGUGAAUGUGUCUAAUGUCUAUAGCCGUGGAGGCCCGACACUCCUCCAGCGAGAUGUACAUAGCUAUGAUCCCACCAUUACGAUGUUAAGUGCUAAAUUAUAAGUACCGCUGUGAGACACCGCACGUUGUGAUACGAGGUGACGUUCCGAUGGCGUGAUGUGAUCUUUUUCCUAAAUUAUAUGCUAAUGUAUAAAACUCGUAAGCUUCCUCGUUUGGAUCGUAUCUAGCGGAUGUUUAUAGUGAUCGGUCGCUUUUAAGUAUUUUCCGUGUAAAGUCGUCGAACAUAGUGUAUGGUCGUGUAUGAAGUCAUAGUUGUGCUCCGCGCUCCGCGCUCCGUGGCCGUUAUAUUAAUAUUUAUAGUACCAUUUUAUACCCGCUACCCGUUUACACGCUGACAGAUGUCGAGUAAUAUGAUAGUUACAAAACCAAUGUCAGAAACAAUAACUGUGAUUAUCGAAAUUGUCAAUAAGUUGAGCAAAUAAAUGAAGUGAUGUAACAUA